Molecule: messenger RNA, 1191 nt
Organism: Fulvia fulva
Lineage: Eukaryota; Fungi; Ascomycota; Dothideomycetes; Mycosphaerellales; Mycosphaerellaceae
Exons: 3
Coding region: 1-1191 (396 amino acids)
Molecular function (GO): FAD binding
Source: RefSeq, a predicted model, not a curated record
AUGAGAGCAUGUCUCAAGAAGUCUGACCUGGAACGGAUAGUCUCCAGGUUCGGGAGAGCAGCUGGACGCAAAGCUGUGGCGCCGAAUCUGUUUGACAGGGACUUCAGACCACCGAUUGACCUCAGUCUGUUCAAGGCGUACAACAAGAGUGCUGCGAUCAGUCAUGUGUUACUGAGAGACGAGAUGAUGAAGCAGAUUCCUGAAGAGAAUCGGUAUGGACGCGAGAGAGUUAAAGUGUACUUCGAAGGAGGGUACGAAGACGAGGCGGACGUGGUCGUCGGAGCCGAUGGCAACCAUUCGAAGAUCAACCGACAACUCGGCCUAAACAACAUCGCACCCCUCGCCACCCACCACCCCUUCAUCUCCAAAGCCGAUGUCUCCGUCAACGACCUACGAAACCUACCACCAAAAUUCCUAGAUGGCCCCAAUCUCGCCUUCAUCAACGACCUGAGCUUCUACUUUGCCACAUACCUCCCCGACAUGGACGCCUCCUCCGCCGAUCUUAAGACAGGCUCCUGUAUGUUUGGUAUCUAUGUGCCGGUGCAUCUCGUCCCAGGUGAACCGUCUACCCUCUCAGCAGCUGAGAAACUGGAUGUUCUGCGCCUCUGUAUACGAGACUGGGCUCCUCAGUACCAUCAGAUGCUCGAUAUGAUUUCUGACACAGACCCUUACGAUUAUACUGCACACGUCUCGCAACGGCCGCCCGUCGACUGGCGAGCCAAAGCUCGGAAGACAGAUCCGACGGACGCCGUGAAAGGACACCCACGGAUUUGGCUGAUGGGUGACGCAAUCCAUGCCAUGCUGCCGUACCGCGGCCAGGGGGGGAACCAGUCUAUGCUGGAUGCUGCGAAGAUGUUGCCCUACCUCCAAGAGCUUGCUCGCGGCUCUUCGGAUGCUCCAGUCAAGCAAGCACAAGAAUUCUACGAGGCUGAAAUGAUGGAACGGACAUUUGCCUGGGUCGAGAAGAGUGGAGGGAGGAACAUCAUGCCCUUCGAUUCGGCGAAGUGGUGGACAUGGUGGGGCUUUGCAGCGUUCAGGCCCGUCUGGAGUGUGUAUUGCGGUGUGUAUGAGUUGGGGCUGAGGAUGGGGCUGAUCGGGCGAGAGGGAUUUGUUGAUGAUGCGCCAGAGUUGAAGUACUAUGAUGCAGCGAGUGUACAGCUUGAGCAUCGAGAUUCCACAACGCUCGCCUAG